CUUUGUUUGUCGGGUCACAAUGUCGACAUGAAUGACAAGUACGUGUCAUGUCAUCCACUGCGCUGUGUCUUGAUCUAGAACACAAACGCGCGGUCAAUGCGCCCUUUAUCCCUUUAAAGAGAAAAGAGGAAGGCUGCCAACUCAAUCGCUCACUCAUUAUCUCCCCCGCCCCUCGUGCCCUCCGCCACUUCAACUCUAGAAAAUGCCCUCGAACAAGUGGCUCACCGUCUUCAAGCCAAAGAGCCGCAGCCGCAGCCAGAGUGUAUCUCUGCCACUGCCACACAAGCCCUCGCGCAAGACCUUGAGCUUCGCCUCGCGCGGCGCGCGCCAUGUAUCGUUCGUCAAGAUCGGCAGACGCUGGCUGGUCUGUCGUGACGCUUGGAACGUAUACAUAUCAAGGCAGGCCUCGUCAAAAUUCGGAUGCUGGGCCGACCUUCUCCUCUGGUGGCCUGUCUGGUAGCAGGAACGAUGGCCGCGCUUGGCGUGCGCGAUCCAUGUCUAUGCCGGAGACACCGACAGGGAUAGACGGGGAACACCGUCGCGAAUACUGGGUUUCUCGUCUUCAGACCAUCGAUGAUUGCACGUUGAACUCCAAGAAGUCCCAUGACUCUCGACAAUCCUUUGACUGCCGUGCUGUCGCAGGCAGGCGCAUUAAGACCCACUCAUGGUUCGACCGCUUGGACGAGGAAGUGGCUGCCGAAGUUUCGGCCAGACACGCUGAGCUCGGAGAGCCCUCGACGCCCCCUUCUCACGACGACGAAUCCUCAUUUGUCCCAUUAUCGCCUCGACAGACCACCUCUCCGAUGGCAAUUCGUGGCUAUGCCUCGACCGGAGAAAUAGAAAACUGGGACGACGCCUAUGACUUCGAGGACGCUGAAGACGACUGGGUUGAUAUUCCUACCCCUCAUGCCCCCACCUUCGGCGUAUCCGCGCGCGCCCACUAG
Messenger RNA from Schizophyllum commune H4-8, 944 nucleotides. RefSeq lists its product as uncharacterized. The record is from RefSeq and is a predicted model, not a curated record. Lineage: Eukaryota; Fungi; Basidiomycota; Agaricomycetes; Agaricales; Schizophyllaceae. Bases 330 to 944 code for a protein of 204 amino acids. The transcript is spliced from 3 exons.